Messenger RNA from Cuscuta epithymum, 1877 nucleotides. NCBI's taxonomy places the organism in Eukaryota, Viridiplantae, Streptophyta, Magnoliopsida, Solanales, Convolvulaceae. The record is from the annotation of a GenBank genome assembly.
CUAGUAUGAAAUCCAAACUGGAUAAGUACUGGGGUGAUCCAGAAAAAAUGAACAUGUUAAUUUUCUUUGCAAAUGUGCUUGACCCUAGAGACAAAUAUGAAUACAUGCCACAUCAAUUGAAUGCUUUGUAUGGGGAUAAGAUAGGUGAGGCAUUCUUUGCAAAGAUAAAGCUGGGUUUGAUUGAGUUGUAUGGUGAUUAUGUUACAAACUAUGAUGUUUCAGUCAGUGGAAGCUCUCAAUUAACCCCAAAUUCUGUUUCCUUACAAUCUGAGUCAAGUGGAAGUAGGCCUGUUUCUAAAUUCAAAGCCCAAUUGAAAAAGCAAAAACAAGAUAGUGGCCUCUCAGGCUUGAAAAAAAAUGAACUUGAACUAUAUUUGAGUGAGAACAUUCUUGAGGAGGACAAUGAAUUUGAUAUAUUGAGAUGGUGGAAGCUUAAUAGUGAGAGGUUUCCUAUCCUAUCUAAGAUGGCAAGAGACAUUCUUGUUGUUCCUAUUUCCACAGUAGCUUCUGAGUCCACAUUUAGUACAAGUGGAAGGGUGUUGGAUUGUUUUAGGAGUUCAUUGAGUGCCAAAAUUGUAGAAGCACUCAUAUGUGCUCAAGACUGGUUAAGGAUGUCCAACCAGCCUGUGUCAGUUGAAGAAAAUAUUGAGGAGGUAGACAGGCUGGAAACAGGUACAUACUUUUACAUUUUUAGUAUUCAGUAUUUAUAUAUGAUGUUAUUGCUAACUUAAUUUUGUUUUCAAUGCAGAAUUGACUGAAGGAAAUGUUGGUGGAGGCCCUUCUCUUGAUCAGAUAGUAGUAAAACAUAUACUUUAUCUUUUAUAUGCUGUACUAUGUUACUUCACUAAUAAAAUGCUAUGAUUCUGUCAAUGUUCUCGCUGUAAAUGCUUAAUUGGAGGCCUUGAUGCUUUGAUGGUAAUUGGAACUUUGGAAGUGUUGCUUAUUCACUGGUACAAUUUCACCCCUAAGUGUGUGUGUGACAACAAGACAUUAGACAUGGUAAUGUUGUUUCACUCUAUACUAUUUGUUCCAGUGUUCCAUAUUUAUGGCAAUGAUGAUAGCUUCCACCAAAUAAUGAAAUUAAUGGUAGCUGGUGUUGAUUCUAUUUCUAUAUGGUUUCAAUGCCCCCAUUAAUAAUGAAGUGAAUGUAAAUCUGAGCCAAACUAUGCCCCUGCUAUUUGCACUUUGUUGGAACUACUUGAAUUUGAUAAUGUAACUCUGUACUAUUUGUUCCUGUAUUCCAUACUUAUUGCAAUGAUGAUAGCUUCCACCAAGUAAUAAUGAAAUUAAUGGUAGCUGGUGUUGAUUCUAUUUCUAUAUGGUUUCAAUGCCCCCAUUAAUAGUGAAGUGAAUGUAAAUCUGAGCCAAAUUAUGCCCCUGCUACUUGCACUUUGUUGGAACUACUUGAAUUUUAUAAUGUAACUUUGUACUAUUUGUUCCAGUGUUCCAUAUUUAUGGCAAUGAUGAUAGCUUCCACCAAGUAAUGAAAUUAAUGGUAGCUGGUGUUGAUUCUAUUUCUAUAUGGUUUCAAUGCCCCCAUUAAUAGUGAAGUGAAUGCAAAUCUGAGCCAAACUAUGCCCCUACUACUGUCUACUAGCAUUUUGCAACAAGUACUUGAAUAUGAUGUUAUAUCUGUAUACUAUUGUUCCAGUGUUCCAUAUAUCUGGUAAUGAUGAUAGCUUUGACCAAGUAAUGAAAUUGAUGGCAGCUUGUGUUGGUUCUAUUUCUAUCAUUCUAUGUACUUUCCUAUGCCCUCAUUUACAUUAAUUGUUUACUUAUUUCUGGCAAUGAUGAAAGCUGCUACUCUGCUAGCCUUCUACACUUCUACAAAUGGGAACAUAUUGAAUGACUAUUAUGUUACUGGUCCGCUACACUGC